This is a messenger RNA of Caenorhabditis elegans, 3252 nucleotides long. RefSeq names its product RRM domain-containing protein (gene rbm-12). The transcript is spliced from 8 exons. NCBI's taxonomy places the organism in Eukaryota, Metazoa, Nematoda, Chromadorea, Rhabditida, Rhabditidae. The coding region runs from base 61 to 2907 and encodes 948 amino acids. The record is from RefSeq and is marked reviewed. Gene Ontology annotation, molecular function: nucleic acid binding; RNA binding.
AGAUUUGAAGCGAACUAAUUAAAGUUAGGAGUUUGAUAUAUCCUCCAUUUUUUGACGAGGAUGUCGGUGAUAAUCCGUCUGAAAAAUUUGCCGAUGACGGCAGGCGCUUCGGAUGUCCGUACAUUUUUCACCGGUUUGAAAAUUCCUGAUGGGGCUGUGCAUAUUAUUGGCGGAGACGAGGGAGAAGUUUUCGUCGGAUUUUCUUCCGAUGAUGAUGCGAGGCUUGCAAUGACAAAAGAUCGGUUGAUGAUUCACGGGGCUGAGGUUCGAUUAUUUCUCUCCUCCAAAUCAGAACAGAACUCUGUAAUCGCGGCGCGAAAAAAUAACACAUAUACUUCUCCAGUAUACAAAGAAUAUGUUCCGCCGGUUCCAUCACAACCAACGCCGGCGCAAGAACAAAAUUGGAAUUCUCAAACGGCUGGAAAUCCCUAUGCAGCAAAAGCAGGAUAUGAAGCAUCGUAUCCACCACAAAACUCGAAUGCCACACGCACAAGUUUCAAUAAUCAGAAUAGUUACAGUAACCGUCAAGAAAUUUCACAGAACCAUCAGGAAAAUUCUGUAAAAUUGAAAGAUCCAUUCGGAGGUGAUUACGGUGGUUACAAGUUCCAACAGCAACCACCUCCACAAAUCAAUCGAUAUGGAUCAGGUCCUCCACCAUCAAAACCAGCAGAUCUAUCCAACACGAGAUCACUCCCGCCUGUCAAUAAUCCUCCACCACCUCACCCGAUUCCACAAUUUCCACCCGAAAAACAAUUCGGAAACAAAUUGGGAAAUAAUAACGAUGUUUCAUCUAGGGAAAAUCACAUUCAAGGAUCUGGAAAUGAAAGAGUUCAGGGUGGAGAUUCAUGGAGAGACACGUCAUUCAAUCAGCCGCCGAGAAACGACUUCAAGGGAAAUUAUAAUAAUGCAUACUCUUCAAAUAAAUACAAAAAUAACUACAAAGCACCUGAAUUCAACAAUGAUUUCAACGGAGGCAACAAAUUCAAUCAAUUUCCACCUCGUAAUGCUCAAUCAACUGAUUUGUCCGAAAACCGUGCAGCACCACCACAAACUGGCCGGAAAACUCUGAUGCCAACUCCACAAGCACCAUUUCAAAAUGCUCCUGCACCAUUCACAAAUGGACCAUCAGAUGAUGUUAAUAGGCCAUUUCAAACUGGACCCCCAGGGAAUCUAGGAAGAAAUGGACCACCACCGUUCCAGGCAGGAGUUCCUCCACCAGUAAUUCAGAAUAACAUGGGACGUCCGAUUGCACCGCCGGCAGCUAUGGUCAGACCUCCACCACAAAAUUUUCCAGGAGGAGCUGGUGGAGCACUUCCAGUUUUUCAAGCUCCAGUCAUGACACCGAUUGUACCUCCAGUUAACAAGCCAAUGGGUGCAGCAGCUGUUGAAAAGUUCUAUAUCGAAUUGACUCGUCUUCCAACUGAUUUACUCCGUCCAGCUGCUCUCGAAGCAUUUAUUCAUCCAACUGCUCCGCUCACUUUAUCUUCUGUAAAAACUGUAUUUGGACCAGGAGGAAUUCAUAUGCAUACUAUUAUUCGAUUGGAUUCAAUUGCUGAUUAUGCAACAAUGAUGAGGCGGAAUGGUGAACAAGGAAUCAAAAUCCAACAAUCUGAUAAAAAAUCAUUUGAUACGGCAAUUGAUGGAAUUCCGAUUCCAUCAGUAUCAAUGGUUCCUUCAAAAGAACAAAGAAGUCAUGAAGAUGAUGAUAAGAAGUCGAGAAGAAGCCGUUGGGAGAAUACAAGUCCGAUAAGAAGUCCCCGAAGGAGCCCACUGAGAAGAGAUAAUCGAGAUAGAUCAAGAAGUAGAAGUCCACCGAGAAGAAGAAGAAGAUCAAGAAGUCCACGUAGACGGGAAGAACAUACUGAUCCAACUAGAUGGUGUGUUCAAGUCACUAAUGUUCCAUUUCGAAUGAAAGAUGAAGAACUUCUUGAAUGGUUUUCUGAAAAGGUUCGCCCUGCCAAACUAACCAGAACAUUCUACUCGGAUGGAAAUGCUUCAGAUCGAUGGGUUGCAGAGUUUUCAAGUGAAAGUUUAAUGAAAAGAUCAUUCGGUAUUCGUACUCUUUGUACCGGGAGAACUCUUCGAUUGCGUUAUAUUGACAAUGCAAAGGCCGAUGAGAUUUUGAAAAUAGAAGAUGUUUAUGGAGAAGGAAAACGUCAAAUGAACGAAGAAGCAAGACUCCAACAUGAAGUAGCUGAAAAAGCCAAUCCCCCAUCUUUCUUCAAUGCUCCAGCUGCAACUCGUGGUUCUGGACCAAUGCCUCCUCUAAAUGGUACUGCACCUCUUCCAUCAGGCCAACAAAAUGGAAUGAAUGUACCUCCACCAAAUGGAUUCAAUGGAGCUCCGAUGCGAGGUGGAUUUGUGCCACGUGGAGGAAAUAAUUUCUCACAAUCGAGAGGUGGAAUGAUGGGAAGAGGAGGUCAUGGAGGAGGAGGAGGACCUCAAAAUUUCUAUCAAAAUGGUCCCAACAACUUUAACAAUGGUCCGCCAGAGCAACAAGGGCAAUUCAGAGGAAAUCAGGGAAAUGAUGGUGGAUUCCGUGGAGGAUUUAGAGGAGGAUAUCGUGGACGCGGUGGAGGUCGAGGUGGAUUCCAAGGAGGUUCACGUGGUGAUGAUUCUCAACCAUCACAAUCUGAACUUAUGGAACUGAUCAAAUCAAUUGGUCCACGUGGAACUGUAUUAUCGUGUAAUGGGUUCCCGAAAGAUGUUACGUUAGAAGAUGUGGUUGAGUUUUUCAAUGAUUAUGAACCGGAUCGUAAUUCCAUUCGGAUACGACGAGGAGAUGAUGGUGUAAUGACUGGAGAAUGUAUGCUGGCGUGUCAAAAUCAGGAGAACGCUCGCCGUGCCUCAAUGGAUCUCGAUGGUCAGAAACUUCGUAAUUCGGUCAUAUCUGUUCGAAUUAUCUAGACAACUGAAUUCUUCUGUUUAUUGUUUAUUCCACAUUCCUUUCCUCAUUCAAUUCCCUUUUGUGUUUUAUUGCAAAAAACUCUCAACCCCUUAUUUGAUUCGUUCAAUAAUUGCCAGUUACAUCUGAUAUCAGAGUUUCCCCAAAACAAGCAAAAAAUGGAAUCACAACUUUACGAGUCGAUCUCCCAAUUUUCCCGCUGUUAUAUAUUUUAUUUCGUAUCCUGAAGAUUAUAACAAAAAAGUAUCAAUGUUUAGCAAUAGUUUUUCUAUAACCACUAAAUAGCUUUAAAAUAUUUGUUUUUCUUGUGUUCCAUUCUUUUUCUCAUAUAAAUUUUUACAUUUAUU